GAGCCACAGUGCGGCAGGAAAACCGCACCGCGGCACCGAGGAAUAGAAUAGAGGAGGGAAUGCCAAACAAAUAGGUAAUUCAUACAAUAAUACAUGGACAUGAAAGGGACAAGCCGUCUGCUUUCAAAGAACCCAAAGAAUGGAAAUAUUUCUGUUUCCAUUCCAGCUGAAGAGCGGUUUUUCCCCUGAAAUCCAAGGAAACCUUUCCAGCUUGGUCUGACGAAGCCCAUUUCCACUGGUUGACAGCAGUAUGGAUGAAAAGCGCCAAGACUAGCGACUCAUUGUGUCAACGAGGCUCAAUAAGACAACAAAAAAACAGCCAAACUAUCAAUUUAUGACUGAAAGGACCCGUGAAUACUCUGCUGAAAGACGCUGCAUCUCAUCAUUUUACAGCCGUUCAUUGUUUUCCAAGAAAUUCCAGUAGUGGGAUGCUUUCGGGUUGUGUUGCUUCAUAGGGUUCAAGAAUACAGUUCAGGGAGAAAUAUGGGUGAAGUUCAGGACGUCAGGGAUGUUAAGAAGACCUUCGUUGCUCCAGCAAUAAAGUCUUUUGAGCACUAUGACUUCCCCCGAGCAAAAAUCUGUUGCAGCCUCACCUGGCUGGUGGCCAAAGCAUACGGGACAGACAGCAUCCCGGCAGACUUAAAGGACCCCUUCUACACAGACCAGUAUGAGCAGGAGCACCUGAAGCCUCCUGUGGCCAGCCUCCUGCUGUCUGCAGACCUCUACUGCAGGGCCGGCAGCAUCGUCCUGAAGAGUGACGCAGCCAAGCCUCUGCUGGGCCACGAUGCUGUCAUUCAGGCGCUGGCUCAGCGUGGACUCUACGUCACGGACCAGGACAGACUGGUCACUGAGAGGGACCUUCGAAAGAGGCCUCUGCAAAUGAGCGCUCACAUGGCGAUGAUCGAUACUCUGAUGAUGGCGUACACAGUGGAGACGGUGAGCAUUGAGAAGGUGAUGGCCUGCAUUCGUCAGUAUUCAUCCUCCGACCCUGAGGUGGAAACACCUUAUGACACAGAGGACGCAGUGAACACCUGGAUCAACAAGGUAAACGAGUAUCUAAAAGACAUUGUGUGUCAGGAUCAGAGGAAGAGCGAGACGCAGAGCACGGAGCCUGCUGGGAGUCCUCGGUCUCCAACCAAGUGGUACAUGAAGCUGGUGCCCGCUCGCUACAGGAAGGAGCAGGCCUCGACCCAGCUGGUUCCCUGGAUCCCCCCAGUGGACAAUCUGCUGAAAGACAGCACGGACGGCUCUCCCCUGUGCGCUCUGUUGCACUUCUACUGCCCUCAGCUGCUAUCAUUGGACGAUGUUUGUCUGAAGGAGAACAUGACGCUGGCUGAUCGGCUGUACAACCUGCAGCUCAUACAGGACUUCUGCAAAGACAACCUGAACAGCUGCUGCCACUUCUGCCUGGAGGACAUGCUCUACGCCUCCUCCACCAUCAAGAAUAACUACCUGGUGUUCAUGGCAGAGCUGUUUCAGUGGUUUGAGGUGGUCAAGCCGUCUUUUGUGAAACCAAGAAUGCUGGACAACGAAGCCAAAGAGUCACCCUCGUCCUUGUUGAAAAAUAUCCCAGCCAUCCCCAUCUCCAAGGCAACCAAGAGGAGCUUCAUGGAAAGACCCCCAAGUCCUGAAAGACCCAGUUUGCCCCUACGACCCCAGCCUCGAAACUCAGGAGAGAUCAAGAGGUCAACCUCUAUGUCCUUUGUCGAUGGCAACCUCGGCACUUGGCCCAAAGAAAAAAGGUCUGGGCCUUAUGGAGUGUCUUUUGACAUCCCAUUUGACAAAGAGGACUCUGCUUCCGCCGGUCUUUCCUCCAUGCGUGGCAUGGUCAGGUCCAUCAGCACUGAUGAUGGUUCUGGUUUCAAGGUCCACCACCUGCCCCGGGGAAUGAAGCGUAAUCUGUCCUUCCAGCCAGUGAAUGGUCAGAGUGUUGGCAUUGAUGAGGAGGGCUGCCCAGACAGCCUUGCUGGUAUGGAGCCUACCAGGAGAGCGUACCCCAACGGUCAUGGAAGUGUCAUGGCAACAACUCCCUCCAUAGAGGAAGCCCUUCAGAUUAUCCACAGCCCAAAUAGGCCCCCAGCGGAGGGGGUCAACAGCGGUUUCUUCCUGCACACUCCACACGGGGCUGGUGUUGGUGUCUUGGAGCCAGUGUCAGAGUUGGACUCCAAAGGGCCUCUGAGUAACACUGACACCACCGAGGUGGACACUGGCAUCCAUAUCCGAACAGAAGACAUGCUGGAUGAGGAUUCCUCUCUGAAAGACUGCUCUGUAAACAUGGACCUGGAUAUGGACACGCCAAGCCCCUGCCCGAGCAGCCAGAGCAAGUCCCCCUCAGGAUUUAGGAUGACCAGCUUUUCUGACCAGAAGAAGAAGAAGCAUACUCCGUCAUUGCCAGACUCAGGGAGGUGCAGUAGCAGCUCCCUCAAGACCACUCCUGAGGGCUCUGAAUUUGGCCUCCCGUUGUCUGUCUCCUGGGCCCCGACCCCUGAGCACAGCCCCAUCCAUCAACCAACCACACCGUCCCUCACUGUUCAUGCAUCGCCCAUACCUUUACAACUUCCAGCCAAUGACCCCGCUCAGGUCAUGGCUACGGAGAUGGUACAGCUGAGGAUGAGGCUGGAAGAGAAACGUAAAGCCAUCGAAGCACAGAAGAAGAAAGUUGAGGCUGCUUUUACAAGGCAUCGGCAAAAGAUGGGCCACUCUGCGUUUCUCAAUGUGGUAAAGAGAAAAGGAGACGGGGCUGCCAGUGGGGAGGAAGGAGGGAAAAUUGAGGGAGAAGUCAAGGCAGCGAGCACAAGUCCCACCUUCAAAUUUGGAAGGAGCAAGGCAGACACACCCGAUGGGGCUGAGCAAAGCAGCACAGCCUCCUGUUGGACAAAGUCACCUGGUGCAGGAGAGGAAGGUGGUCAAAGCCCUGCUCAGCUAACCGAGGUAGAUCUCACUGAGUAUACGCGUUCUAUUGAUAAACUCAACCAUUCAUUAGCCUUCCUUCAGACUGAGAUGCAGCGACUGGCUCAGCAGCAGGAAGUGAUCAUGGCCAUGAGGGAGAAACAACAUCAGCAGGCGUGGGUAAUUCCUCCUCCAUAUACAAACCCAUCGCCACAAAAACACAGUCGAGCCGUUACUCGAUCCUCAGGACCCUCUUCUCCUGCCGACUCCCCCCUUUCUACCCACCGCUCUCCAACCAGCAUCAAACGCAAAUCUGCCUCCUUCCACUCACGCAAUCCUCGCACCGCUCGACCCAACGAGCUAAAGCUUGCCCCUUACAAUCGAGUCCUAAAUGCCCCACAAUCUGUCGACAGCAUCCCCAGGCUACGGCGAUUUUCUCCAUGCCAGCCCUUGGCAUAUUCCAUGGUUUACAUGGGCGAGAAACCAGCAACCGCCAAUCGAGAGACGGUGGCCUCAGACGGAGAUAACAACAAGGAGACAGAGUCACUCCUUUCCCCAGAGAGGGAGAUCGGCAGUAUAUGUGUAGCCCACUCACCUCCCAGUUCCCCCAACCUGCAGAACAAAAUAGAACAAACAGAAGCAGAUUCAGUUCAGAAGUCAGUUGCAGAUCUGAAGCCUACCAUAGAGUCAUCAUUUCCUGAGGUUCUCGCGCACCCUGUGGUAGAGACCGUCACGGUGGCACCUACAGAGAUUCCUGCCCAGCCAGAAGCCUCAGGGCAGGUCAAGAGCAACUUAAUUGAGGUUCCUCUGUCAGUCGUGAAGCCACUGGAGGAUCUGGCACUUGAUGAUGGUCUGGAGAUGCAGCAGGGUGACGUGGAAGGCCCGGAUCAUGAUCAGAGGAUAGCUCGUGGUUUCUUCUUCAAGGCGGAUGGAACGACAGAGGAGAACAUGGCUCAGAAGAGGGCUGCACUGUUGGAGAAAAGGAUGAGGAGGGAGAAGGAGAGCCAGCAGAAGAAGAUGCAGCAGGAGGCGGAGUUGGAGCAGAAGAAGGAGGAAGCUCGACUGAAAGCAGAAGAGGAGCGCGUCCGGAAGGAGGAAGACAAGUCCAGGAGGGAGUUCAUCAAACAGGAAUAUCUCCGGAGGAAGCAGCUAAAACUGAUGGCGGACAUGGAUACUGUCAUUAAACCACGACCAGCCGGCGGGGCCAAGCAGAGACGGGGGCGCCCAAAGUCCAUCCAUCGCGAAAGCAUGGACUCCCCCAAAACCCCUGUCAGAGCUGCCACAGUCUCCAGCUUGUCCCUUGCUUCCCUCAACCUGGGAGACAGCGACAGUGUUCACUCUGAGAAGAGAUCGCCAAGGCCAGAUUCUGCAGAUGGCUUCCUGUCCCCGAGUCGCUCUAGCAGCAGAAAUGGAGAAAAGGACUGGGAAAAUGGAUCCACAACCUCCUCUGUUACAUCUAACGCAGAGUACACUGGACCAAAGCUGUACAAGGAGCCCAGUGCCAAAUCUAACAAGCACAUCAUCCAGAACGCUAUGGCCCACUGCUGCCUCGCAGGCAGGGUUAACGAGGGGCCAAAGAACAAGAUCCUUGAGGAAAUGGAGAAAUCGGAGGCCAACAACUUCUUGGUUUUGUUCCGAGAUGGCGGCUGCCAGUUUCGCUCUCUCUACACUUACUGCCCGGAGAUGGAGGAGAUCAACAAGCUGACAGGCAUCGGCCCCAAGAGCAUCACGCGCAAGAUGAUCGACGGCCUCUACAAGUACAACUCGGACAAGAAGCAGUUCAGUCAGAUACCAGCCAAGACCAUGUCGGCCAGCGUGGACGCGGUGACGAUCCACAGUCAUCUCUGGCAAACCAAGAAGCCAGCCACACCUAAAAAAGUAGUGCCUGCCCAGUCCUAAUGGAACUUGAUACCCCAAACAUCACCAUUCCACCCCCCCUCAAAUGGAACAUACCCAUUUCAAUUUGCACUUCACUGUACAUAUCCAUGAAGAUUCAAGCACCUGCAAUGCCAGUUAAAUGAAUGCAUACUCGUCUUAUCAAUGUUUGUUUUGUCUCUCAUUGCAUUCCUGUCCUUGUUUUUAUUACUUACUCUGGACUGGACAUGAUAGGACUCAAAGAUUAUGAACAACUGGAAUGUAUGCCGCUGUUGAAGAAUGAUGUAAAUGCUUUAUCACUUCCGUGUUUUUUCGAGAUUUUACAUGUUUGAGUCAAAUUAUGAAGGCAUGUGUGAGUGUUGUUUUUGUUUCCUAUUUGCCAAAUGUCAAAAAAAGAGACAUUACGAAUGCCAGGACAUUUUACUAAAGCACUGAAUGUUUUUAAUUCGUGUACAGAUUGAUUUAUGUUCGCAUUAUCCUGUUGGCUGUGUGGCCUUAUGCGCGUUUCGUUUUAGCGUGUGAGUGCAAUGAGGUGAUUGCAAAACAGCGUAUGCAGGGGCUUUUUUUUUGUAUUUGGAAGAACACAUUUUUCUCCAUCUCUGUGGGUUAAACAGUUUGUAUAUUAAGGUACGUCAAAACUACAAAAGGGCCAAAAAACGAUUUGCAUACAGCUAGUGAUAGUCACACGGUAGAUGUGUGUUCAGCUCAACAAAGCCAAGCGGUUUCAGCUUUUUCAGAACCCUUUUUGAGAAAGUGAUUUUAAAGAAUGCAGGACGUUACUGUAGAUCACUGGUUCUCAACCUGUGGGUCGGGACACCUGCAGACGAUUUGAGCUGUAACGUGUGAUGUUUGGAAGAAAAUCUAUUUCUAAUAUACAAAUAUGCUGUCAUGUUUGUAAUUGAUGUGUUGAAUUUCAUUUUUCUCAUGUUAUACAGAAGUAGUUGCAACCUCAAGACUUAUUCCAAGAAGUAAAACUGACGGACAGUGAAAAUAAAAAAUCUUGCCCAAGUUAACCAUCUGGUUUGUUUUCACUUGGGGUUUACAAGGAGGCAUUGCUUCAGCCAAAAAGAUUGAGAACCAGUGUUGUAGAUCGAUUUGCAAACAAAUAAAACAGUUCUGUAUUUUA
Molecule: messenger RNA, 5890 nt
Organism: Cottoperca gobio
Lineage: Eukaryota; Metazoa; Chordata; Actinopteri; Perciformes; Bovichtidae
Gene: camsap2a
Product: calmodulin regulated spectrin-associated protein family, member 2a
Exons: 18
Coding region: 484-4788 (1434 amino acids)
Biological process (GO): negative regulation of microtubule depolymerization; neuron projection development; cytoplasmic microtubule organization
Cellular component (GO): microtubule minus-end
Molecular function (GO): spectrin binding; calmodulin binding; microtubule minus-end binding
Source: RefSeq, a predicted model, not a curated record